AUGACGGCACUCCUUAUCCCAGCUUUAUUUCUUUCUUUAAGCUUAAUGAGUCUUCUUCCGCCUUUGGGGGAAGCGGUUUGGUUAAAUCUUCCUCCUUCAACAACCAAGUGCGUUUCAGAAGAAAUCCAAAAUAACAUCGUUGUCUUGGGUGAUUAUAAUGUCGUCGCCAACAACCGAUCCUACGACCUCCCCGGCAUCAAUGCCAAGGUGACAUCUCCAUAUGGAAACUCUAUCUAUGCAGAGGAAAAUGUCACUGAAGGCCGGUUUGGAUUCACAACAACCGAUUCUGGGAAGUACUUGGUUUGUUUUUGGAUGCAUAACUAUCAUGAAGUGGUAGGAGCAAGCAUUAACCUUGAUUGGAAGAUUGGAAUUGCUGCAAAGGACUGGGAAUCUGUUGCAAGAGAUGAAAAGAUCGAGGGUGUUGCGCUAGAGCUGAGGAGACAUGAAGCAAUAGCCAAGUCCAUUCAUGCAACUAUGGUCCGUCUCAGAAGCAGGGAAUUGGUAAUGAGGAAGGUAAGUGAAACAACCAAUGACAGAGUAUCAACGUACAGUAUCAUGUCCUUGAUGAUCUGCGUAGUCGUUUCAUCUUUGCAACUAUGGAAUUUGAAAUGCUACUUCCGAAAGAAGAAGAUUAUUUAG
Messenger RNA from Nelumbo nucifera (sacred lotus), 639 nucleotides. RefSeq names its product transmembrane emp24 domain-containing protein p24delta3-like. Lineage: Eukaryota; Viridiplantae; Streptophyta; Magnoliopsida; Proteales; Nelumbonaceae. The record is from RefSeq and is a predicted model, not a curated record.